CAAAGUAGGGUAAUUAUACAUUAAUUUAUUAAUAUUAAUAAACGGUAUGAAACGGCACAAAAUACAGUUAAGAAUGCUAUAACAAAGGGGCCUGAAAACAACUUUCAGCAACCACAGAUUGCACUAAUGUCCUGGCCCUAAUUGAAAGAGAAUGGGCUGGCCUGCUGUUAUCUGCAGAGGCUGUCAUGAAAUGAUGCUGCUUCCAUCUGUGAAGUCCACCAGCUGUUGGCUUUGACCUAUCCUUAAAGGUAGGGGAACGGCAGCUAUAGAAAAGUGGCGAUGGCUAGCAGAAGCAGCAGAAGAGCAAAAAUUGUGCAUCCGAGAAAAAAUUAUAAUCCGUAUUAAAAUAUUUAGUAUAUCGAAUUAGCGCUUGCUGUACUGUGUAUAGGUUUUUCUCUUGAUAGGAAAUCUUGCCGGAGGAAGAAUUCUUCUAUGCUUGUAAGCUUAAAAAUUGUGUUGUGCGCUUUGAGUUAGCCUAAGACAUAACAGGAGUCUUGUGGCAUUUUAGAGAAUAAUAAAUUCUACAUUUUGGGGGUGGGGGGUGGAAUGUAGCUCAUCAGAUGCAGAAAAUUUUACUCUGAACUGUAGAAAUUCCCUUCACGUGCUCUUCCUCUAAUGCCCAUGUCUGCCAGCAAUGCCCCUCUGGAUUCUACAUAAGACAAACGGGACAAACUUUUCACAAAAUAAUUAAUGGACAGAUUUGACAUCAGGAUUUCAAACAAGGACCACGUAAUAUUGGAGCAUUUCAGUCUCCCACGACACUCUGUGGCAGGCCUUAAAGUGGAAAAAUGGGAAUUUAACAGCGCUAUCGAGGGAGAGGUUGCUGAACUUGCGUACGUCAAGAGGUUUCAGGUCCACAGACACAAUCGGUUUUUCAUGCAUUGCAAUUGUUAAUUGAUAAAAAUAAAUUUUAAAAGCCUGGUGUUAAUUGAUAAGGUACUUGUAAUCUGUCUUGUGUGUGUAACCUGCGUUUGCACAACUCCCCCAACGUUCCCUCUCUUCAAAAGCUUCUACCUUUUAAUAAAAUGUCUUAGUCGGGAAAGGUGCUCCCAGACUCCUUCAGAGAUUCCCCUGAUACGUCGAAGUUAACAUAACUGCAUUCGGGGAAAACUUAAUCCUUUGAAUUUUUUAAUCUUUAAAGUGCCACAAACUUCUGGGUUCUGUGUGUGUGUGUGCUUUGCUAGAAUAAAUUAGUAUGGUUAUCCCCCUCGAAACGGUCCACAAAGACGCUUCUCUUUUUCUCGUUUUUUGUGUAACGCACACUUUUCCUUUGCUUUGUUUGUGUUUGUUUAGGAAGGAGCUCCCUUUGCAAAUCGGGGAGUCCGAUAUGGUCAGAACACCUGAAGGGUCUUCACAGCUUCAGCUUCCACCUGUGAGCUAACCAGCCCCUGGCCUGAACUUCCUCUCUGGCAGUGAGACUGUUCCAGCCAAGAGGAGUAAAUGUGUCUUGUGUUUCGAAUGGGAACAAGAAUAUGAAGGAAGUGGGAAAGGCUUCCCCUGCAGUUAGCUUAAUCAAAGUCUGGUGUGUUUAAUGAGUUAUCCAGCUCCAAAUAGUUGUUUGACAGCUCGGGGAGAAAUGGAGCCAAAACCUAGAGGUCCAGAAGGAGAAGAAGGUCUGGAACGUGUAAGGAAAUCCUGCGGUGCCGGCCUUUCCAAGUGCACAAGGAUGGAGCAUCUAGGGUGGAAGCUCUCGCAAGGAAUCAAACAGGAGUCCUUCAGAGGGAUGCAGCAGCAGUGGAAAAGCCAGUGGCAGGAAUUUCUUAAGACCCUGCCGUGUCCACAUGUGGGAUGGGAGGAGGACUCUGAGAUGGUGGAAAAUGCACCUUGGGAAGACCCCAAGGCUUUCCUGGCCUCUUUUGAGCAAGUGGCCCAAGCUUGCCAGUGGCCAAGGGGAGAGUGGGUGCCUCGGCUCCUGCCAGCCCUGAGUGGAGAAGCUAAGCAGGCCUUCAGCGGCCUAGAAGCAGGAGACAAGGAGGAUUAUGGGAAAGUGAAGGCGGCCAUCUUGAGAGGGGAAGCUAUCAGGAUAGAAGUGCAACGCCAGCACUUUCGGCAGUUCCGCUUCCAGGAGAUUGAAGACCCGCGGAGGGUUUACGGACAACUGCAGAGGCUUUGCCGCCAGUGGCUGAAGCCAGAGAGGCGCACCAAGGAGCAGAUCCUGGAGCUGCUGAUCCUGGAGCAGUUCCUGGCCAGCCUCCCACCGGACCUCCAGAGCUGGAUCCGAGCAGGAGGGCCUGACACGUGUUCCCAGGCGGUGGCCCUGGUGGAGGACUUCCUGUUGAACCGGCAAGAGGCCAAGGACCCAUCGCAGGAGGUGAGAACCAAGAGUUCCCUGGAUGGAGAGAGGGUUACCUUGGAUGUUGACCAGGAAGAGAUCUAUAAAGACGUUAAACAGAACAAUAACGGAAUUAUCCAUUUGUUGGGUAAUAGAAGUGAAGAAUCUGGUGAUUCCAGCUCCUUGCUUCCACCUGAAGGAGAUGAAACAGUUAAAGCUUCUCCUGGUAAGGAUCUCAUGAACCUGAAAGAAGCUGGUGUUUCAUUGAAUGUGGUCGAGCCAACCCCGAUCCAACCAGGCCAGCGGACUAUGUUCUGGCAAGUCAUGCAGGAGGAGGAUGGAGAUGCAGAUUCUUUGGAGGGACUGUUGGUGCCCAAACCGGACCUUGCCUCCAGUCCAGAUGAAGAAGAGGAGCAGGUCUUCAUCCGGUUUCCUGUCGAAAGUGAGAGAAUUGCAGAUCAUGAAUCAGGACCCAGUGACACUUCAUCUUCGGAGGCUGCGCCCAACCCGUCAGGAGGUGCUCAGCUCUCCCGAAGCGCCUCUUGCCCUCUCCGAGAUUUCACUGGCUCUCAUUGGAAGCAUCCCCGCUGGACAGAUGAUGAAAUCCAGGCUUUUAUUGACAUCUGGGGGGACACAUCUGUACAGCAAGCCCUCUUCUCAAACUACAGGACCGUCUCUCAGUUCCAGUGGAUCUCGGGCCAGAUGAAGGCCCGUGGCUAUGACCGGAAUUGGCUCCAGUGCCGGGAAAAAGCCAAACAUCUCCGGAAAAGCUACAAGGACUGCCUGGGUGGGAACAGCCAGUGGGGACAGGGGAGGCGAACAUGGCCUUUUUUCAACCAGCUGAAUCAGUUCCUGCGCAUUGAGCAGGAUCUGGUGGUUCCACGGGAGAUACGGCGCAAGGACGUCCAGCAUCAUCUCGUUGACCGCCGGCGCAAGAGAGCGAAGAACGUGGCUGGUCAGGUGGCGAAAGCUUCCCGGGUUCGGGUGGAGGCUUCUGGGUUGCCAGCGGUGGAAGCCCAUGAGCUGCAGUCAAAGCAACAGUCAAAGCAUCGCUCUCGCUUCCCCAACAGCACAGCACGCUCAGGAUGCCAGAAGCCACCGCUGACCAGCACUGAACGGGUGAGAAACGUCUACAAGCCCCGGCGGGAAAGGAGACCGGACGUUGGCCAAGCCCGUGGAGCGAUUGCGGACUCUGCAGGGGGAAGCACUCUCAGGGGCCCAGCCUACAGGGCUGAUCCCGUACCCUCUAGUGAAAUAGAGAAGGCGUGGGAAGAGUGCGAGAGGAAGGCUGUGGAGAAGCUGGAAGGCUACUUGCGCGAGAAGGGAUGGGAACUCCAGACUCGGCACUCGAGCCGGACUGGAAUUCUGCAGGAUGUCUUGUCCAUCGUGUGCAAGGGCCGCACGGCUGCAUCUCUGCCCGUCCUUACUUCUUCUAUCCAGGGCUCCCCCCCACCUUCCAAAACAUCCCACUCUGAAGGAUCAACAGAGUCACAAGUCUCAACGGAGCCGUGCCAGAACCCGGCGGCUCCUUCGCUUCCUCCCCCUUCCCAGGGCAGCUUGUCGGACAGAAGCGCUCGCCUGAAAAGGAAACGCGCCCUCCCGGCACGGUUCCAGUGCUGACGCGUCCCGGUUUUAUUCCUUUUGGUACAGCGUCAGCUGGUUAGUUGGGUCCCACGCUCAUCAGGGUUUGGUGUGGUGUGUUUUGUGCUUUUUUCCUUGUUUCCUCUCUCCCUUUCUGUUACCGUUGUAGAAUUGAAAGAUGUGUGUUUGAUGCAUUCCGGGGCUUCCUACGUGAUAAAUAAAACUUUAUGGGCUGAGGAUGGUGGUUGGAGUUUGUGGGUAGUUGGCUGACAGGGCAGGAGUGCCACCCUGGCAUCCGGGCAGUGUAAGUGGAGCAGUUCUGCAGUUCUGUUCAUUUUUUAAAAAAAUUAUUUAUUAAAUUUAUAGGCCACCAAACUCGCAGCGAGUCUGGGCGGUUUAAUUUGGCUUUUCCUAAAGCAGCAGUCAGCAUAGGGACCACAACUGAUUUUCAGUGCCGUUACAGCCUUCGCUAGCAAUCAAGUGGCAGUUCUGUAAGUUCUUCUGCUUUCCUAAUUCAGGAUAUUUCCCUUUUCAGAAUCUACUCAAUAUCGGAGACUCUUGAAAUCUGGCAACUCUCUGAUCUGGAGCAGGGCAUUCUUGGUUCUGGAUAUUCUUCCUCAAGCCAUUUUUCUAAAUGAAUAACUAGGUUCCCUAUACACCAGGAGUCAGCAGUUUUUUUCUGUAAAGGGCCGGAUCCUGCCCCUCCUCUGUUUCUGUGGGUGCAUCUGGCAGGUUGGCAAGCCGAGGGGCACAGCAGCCAUUGGAUAGUGCCAGCCCACCAGCAAUGAUAGGAUGCCCCACUUUUGGCCCACUCCUCACCCUGGGAGCCUGUGCCUGACAAUCUGCCACCUGCCUGCCUUCUUAGCUUGCAGGCCAUACAAAAACAGGUGGGGCAGAUUUGACCCGUGGGCUGUACUUUGCCGACCCCUGAUAUAGACAGUUAAGGUACGUUAUACCUUUCUAUGAGAACAGAUGGGAUUUCUGAAUGCUAGCAAAAGGUAGUUGCUGCUUCUCUAGGUAACAUCUGGUUCUCUAACUCAGGGUUUUUCAAACUGAGCUCUGUGGAGCCCUAGAGAUCCCCAAGGACUUGAAUGGGUUCCCUGGGACCAAGAGGGAAAAACUUAGUCCCUUGUGGAGAGUUAUUUCCCCCCCCCUUCAUCACUAAGGUAAUGUGGGAAAGGUGGGGCUUGUCAGCUGAUAUUCAGAAGCCUCAAGCCUCUUAAUCAGGUCUAUUUUUUUUUUAAUAAGCAGCAGGUGCCAUGACCUGGAAACAUUUGAAAACGCUUGCUGAUAUGCAGAGGCAUAUCACUCCUCUGAAGUGUACUGGUCUAUGACUUGAGAAUCCUCCUGGACUCAUUUGCUCAGUUGCAAUCCUACUGGGAGUAGGAGGCCUGGGCCUCGGUGUUCAUGUUCUCAUCACAAGUAGACUAGACUAUUGCAAUGUGCUUUAUGUCAGUGUUUCUCAACCUUAGCCACUUUUAGGUG
Messenger RNA from Python bivittatus (Burmese python), 5338 nucleotides. Its product is annotated as zinc finger protein 18-like. Gene Ontology annotation, biological process: regulation of transcription by RNA polymerase II. Gene Ontology annotation, molecular function: RNA polymerase II cis-regulatory region sequence-specific DNA binding; DNA-binding transcription factor activity, RNA polymerase II-specific. The record is from RefSeq and is a predicted model, not a curated record. Lineage: Eukaryota; Metazoa; Chordata; Lepidosauria; Squamata; Pythonidae.